Molecule: messenger RNA, 2428 nt
Organism: Saccostrea cuccullata (small rock oyster)
Lineage: Eukaryota; Metazoa; Mollusca; Bivalvia; Ostreida; Ostreidae
Exons: 4
Coding region: 27-2090 (687 amino acids)
Source: RefSeq, a predicted model, not a curated record
AAGUCCUCUGCCCCCUUCCAAGAACGAUGCUACGUCACUGGGUUGUUGGCCAAAGCAAGCAUUGCACGACUAUCAAAAGGCCAAUGCAGAUUACAAACACCAUCAUGGCCAUAAUUCUGAGAAAGCUACAACGAUACAUUAUCGUAGUUACAGCGGUCACACUACUGUACCUAUACUGGUAUCAUGUCUUCUUGAGGACUCCUGAAAAGCCACCUGAAAAUACUCCAGAAAAGGCACCAGAAGAGGCACCAGAAAAAGUCAUUCAACAAAAACCAGAUAAGACACUAGAGGAGGCACCAGAAAAAGUCAUUCAACAAAAACCAGAUAAGACACUAGAGGAGGUACCAGAAAAAGUCAUUCAACAAAAACCAGAUAAGACACUAGAAGAGGUACCAAAAAAAGUCAUUCAACAAAAACCCGAUAAGACACUAAAAAAGGCACCAGAAAAGGCAACAGAAAAAGCCCUUCAACAAAAACCAGAUAAUUUUAGCGUAACUAUUAACUUAAACACAUACCCUAUCAUCAAAUUAGACGAUUUCCUCCUUCCUCCUCAUCCAAAACGAGACAAUUCGAACUCGAACCGGAAGUACUCCCAGGCAAGACAGGACGAGACAGUCUAUAAAAUAUUUUCGAAAAAAGGUGGAUUUUUUGUAGACAUUGGUGCGAACGAUGGUCUGUAUUUCUCGAAUACAGUUUGGUUAGAAAGACAACAUGGAUGGACCGGGCUAUUAAUUGAAGCCAAUCCAGGACUUUGUAAACAUAUCGACGAUCUCAAACGCCAUGCUUGGCGACUCUGUGCAUGCAUAUCUAACAAAGUGAGGCGUGCCAAAUUUGUGCGAGCUGAAAGUUUAGGUGGAGUAGAAGAAAAUUUGGACACUGAUCACAAAAAACAGUUAUUCAAUACACGAAAAAUAGAUGUGCCAUGCUUUAGUAUGGCAGAAGUUUUGGACAGAAUUAAUGUCCACCAUAUUGAUUUUUAUUCACUAGACGUUGAAGGAGCAGAAAUGGUCAUUUUAGAGUCCAUGAGGGAAGAACUUUCUUCAGGCAAAAUGACUGUAGAUGUUUGGUCCAUAGAAUACCGUGUCUGGGACGGAAAGCAAAUUUUGCUGCAUAAAUCUUUGAAAAAUUUAAAGGCUCUAAGAAAAUUUUUCAAAGAAGUUGGCAGUUAUGUUGAACAUUCACACUUAUCUAAUGACAAAAACAAUUCCAUUGGUUAUGCUUUGGAUGUUAUUUUUGUGAAUAUUAACACAUGGUGUAAACAUUAUCCAAAUCUCCCUAAUGGAAAACUCUCUCGCUGUUUGAGAAAAAAUCGGACAGCUAUUAACGAUUUUCUCCUGCCUCCAUCUCCCAAACAAGGACGCCAUCCAAACCCGGACCGGAAGUUCUCCCAAGCAGGACAGGAUGAAGCGGUCUACAAAAUUUUCCCCAAAUCUCUAGGAUUCUUUGUAGACAUUGGUGCAAACGAUGGUCUGUACUUGUCAAACACAAUAUGGUUAGAACGAAAACACUGGUGGACCGGGCUAUUAAUUGAAGCCAAUCCAGGACUUUGUAAACAUAUCGACGAUCUCAAACGCCAUGCUUGGAGACUGUGUGCAUGCAUAUCUAACAAAGUGAAGCGUGCUACGUUCGUACGAGCUGACGGUGUAGGCGGAGUAGAAGGGAACUUGGACUCUGAUCACAAAAAACAAUUCAAUGUCACAAGAAAGGUUGAGGUGCCGUGCUUCAGCAUGGCAGAAGUUUUGGACAGAAUCAAUGUCCACCAUAUUGAUUUUUAUUCACUAGACGUGGAAGGAGCAGAAAUGGUCAUUUUAGAAUCCAUGAGAGAAGAACUUUCUUCAGGCAAAAUGACUGUAGAUGUUUGGUCCAUAGAGUACCGUGUCUGGGACGGAAAGCAAGUUGUGCUGCAUAAAUCUAUGGAAAAUUUAAAGGCUCUCCGAAAAUUUUUCAAAGAAGUUGGUGGUUAUGUUGAGCAUUCACACUUAUCUAAUGACAAAAACAAUGCCGUUGGUUAUGCUCUGGAUGUUAUUUUUGUGAAUGUAAAAACUUAUUGUAAACAUUAUAAAAUUCUUCCAAACGGAGAACCAUGUUGAUUUUAUAAAAGUUCUUAGGUUUCAAGAAACCUUUCACGGCUAAAAUGUUACUGAGGCUUCACGCUUACGCCAUAUCGUGAGUCCUCAUUCAUGAGAGUGAUGGCAGUAAAUGAUCUACAACAUCUAUUGCGUGCUUUUGUGAAAAUGUCAGUUUGUAAGGAAAUAUUUUCAAAUCUGUGUAGUGUGUUGAAUGUUUCAUAUUAAAUAUGAAAAAGGAAUAAAUGAUUCUCUUUAAAAUGAUCUUAACUCUUUAUACAACCAUUGCCCAUGAUAAAUGAAAAUCCAGGCCUUUUGAUAUCACUGGCUGCUGCUUUUUCAAUAAAAAUGGAACUUGUAAA